AUGCCACACGAUCUGCCCAGCGCUGAACUGGCGCGGCUCGAAAAGGCCGACGGAUCUGCUACUUUCUCCUAUCAGGGUUACUCUAUCAUCUCGGCUGUCAAUGGACCUAUUGAAGCUCCCCGGCGUGAUGAAAAUGCCUUUGAGGCUUUGGUUGAUGUGAAUAUUCGACCGGCUGCUGGCGUUGGGGGUACCGCUGAACGUCAGCUCGAAUCGAUAUUGCAGUCUGCUCUGCGUCACGUCAUUCCCGUCCGCGAUUUCCCCAGGAGCAUGAUCCAGGUUACGCUCCAGGUCGUUCAGACGCCAGAGAAUGCCUAUGAGAAUACCAAGGUUGUUCAGGCCCAAGCUGACCUCGCUCUGAUUCCGGCGCUGCUUCACUCUGCCAUUCUGGGACUGUUGACGGCAGCCGUGCCGCUCAAGACGAUUGCCACGGCGACACUACUUGCCGUACCAUCGUCGGGGGACGGUGCCGGUGCAGGUGCCGCCACUAUCGAUCCGGACCCGGUGCAGGCUAGCCAGGCUAAAUCCGUGCACGUUCUGGGAUUCACAUCGGACGGGGAGCUCCUCCUUGCCGAGAGCCAGGGGUCGUUCUCGCCGGACGAGUGGCGAGAGGUUUUACGGACUGGCGAGCAGGUAUGCUGCCGGAAGAAGGACACGGUCAUGAGCGACGAACCCGAGUCUACCAGUAUACAAGACUUUAUCAGGUCCGCCAUGGAGACCAAGGUGGCCAAGGAUCUUCACUGGAAAUGA
This is a messenger RNA of Geosmithia morbida, 747 nucleotides long. RefSeq names its product exosome complex component RRP46. Bases 1 to 747 code for a protein of 248 amino acids. The transcript has 3 exons. Gene Ontology annotation, biological process: rRNA catabolic process; U4 snRNA 3'-end processing; nuclear mRNA surveillance. The record is from RefSeq and is a predicted model, not a curated record. Lineage: Eukaryota; Fungi; Ascomycota; Sordariomycetes; Hypocreales; Bionectriaceae. Gene Ontology annotation, cellular component: nuclear exosome (RNase complex); nucleolus; cytoplasmic exosome (RNase complex).